AUGUUGGAUUUGAUAUUUUUCCCCUUUGAUUUUGUUGCAUACUACUGUUGCAACAAGCAAAGCGGUCAAGAAAAUCAAAUCAUUUGGGGAGCGCGAAGAGCAGAACGUCUUUUGUACUUUUGCCCCCCGUGCUGCCGAGAAGAACGACGUCCAGGCGAGAUUUUGGAAGAAAUCGUUCAAUUUAGCCGCAACAGUAGUCGAUACGGAAGUGGCAGCCGUAUUUACCACGGAGAAUUCAGCGGCGGUCGAUAUGCAGCAAACCGAUCUACGCGGCACAUGCGACGGGACGAUCGGUACUUUCAAGCGCAGCAGCAGCGGAAUGCCGCAAGUACUCUUCAAUAUCAGCGUUUGGUGAAUGAGCAGGAAAGAACUCGACGGGAAGCGACUCGUCAACGGGAAGAACAAACCCUACAACAUCAAGAUCAGCAGAGGCUUCAACAACGACUCGAAGAGCUUGAAAUGGAAGAGCGACGGCAGCAGCAGCAGCAGCCAAGCACUUCUCAAGCUCAGUCUCAACAAAAACCACCGCGACCUGUUAGACCAAAGCAAUGUGCGCCUCCUCGUCGUUUCAGCUGGCUCCCCAAUCGCUCGAGAGACAAUGAUGAUGACGAAAGCGAUAAUCCUGGUAACUGGUCAACUGCCAGUUCUAAUAACAGAAGCGCAUCUCGUGGCAGCUCUUUGUUCCGCUUGUUUUCCUUUAGGAAAAAAAAAUCUUCGGGCGGUCCAAACGAUUCUCCAGAGGGGUCAAUUGUCCGUGAAACGACAACACUCUCAGAGCAAACUCCGCCGGAGCGACGACCGUCUAUUCCAGACGAAAGCCCACCAACGUAUGCAUCAAUUAAUUUCGAUGGACCUGCAACGCGAGAUCGUCACCACCGACAAGAAGAAUUUCAACUCUCAAUUACAACUGAUGAGUCCGAUGUCGAAGAAUACGAAUCGCCGAAAAUGACAGGUGCUCAAGCAGCCGCGGAAAUGGACAAGCAGUGGAAGCGAUCGACACUCUCAAUUUGUAGUGAAAAAAGCAGCUCUAGCAGCGAUAUUUCAGCAACUACAAUGAGCGAGUUGGAGCGUCUUAAUCCAAUCUCUUCCGAGAAAAAUAACGAAGAUGGUAAACAAGAAAAGGAAGAACCUGCUUCGCCUUCACAAGAAGACAACACCGAUCAAAAGAAGGAAGUAAAAGCAGAGGCGGAAGAAGGGGAUAAGCACGAAUCGACAUUUGAGGCUCCAGUCAAUACAUCUACUCCAAUCUCAGCUGUCCGUGUAAAUCCUCGAUUGAACCAUCUAAAACGCCGCGAGAUGCCAGUACCUCCGAGUCCACUUGCUUCAAACAGCUUCGAUGGUCGUCUGAAUACAAUCAUCGAAGAUUCUUCCGAUGAGGCAAGUGUAGAAAGCGAUGUUAAAGAUUCACCAACUUUGACCAAGCUGCUCGACGAGACCCGUGCAAGAUACAAGGCGAUGAAGGAAGACACGGUCAAGGGCGAGACAAAGCCGUAUGCCAGCCUUACUGCGGAUAGCCCUAUGACGCUUAAAUUCAAAAGUGCAGCUGCGGAUAAACUGUUGGGGGCGGCCAAUGAAAAAAACCCGGUUUUAAUGUCACAAGCUGCGUCAGUUUCCGUCAGUCACCAAAAAGACAACGUGGCGGACAAGGAAAAUAUGAAGCCGCUUCGCCAAGAUCUGAACUCGAACUACACUGAAAGCCUUAUGCAUGUGACCCCGAGCGAUGAUGAGUUUUUCAGCUUUGAUAGCAUCACCUCGCCCGCCGAAUUUUCUAAAAGUCUUAUGGCGCCUUCUCGAUUCACGCCGCGGGAUUUCAAGAUCGCUGACUGUUCGAAAUCUGCCCCGAAAAAAGAGGCAGCGGAGGAAGAGAGCGAUGAUAGCGAUGUGGACGUGGUCACCGACGCUCAAUCGAAAAUUAAAACAAGACUCCAUCGUUCAGAAAAGAACCAUUCAAGCGAUAUCUUCCUUGAGACAGGUCAUUCAAUCACCACCAAAACACCACGACCAGAUAUCCCUGCAGACAAUUCAACCGCCGUCGACACCUCCUUUCAGCGAAGAAUCCGACGACGGAAAGAACAUUCCACUUUCUCCCGUUCCGGUCAUUCAGAUGAAACUCUCGUCCAGUCCAUUACAGAGUUGUCUCGACAGCGAAACGCUCAACAACAGUUCCGAAACAAUCAACAGUCGCCACAGCAACGACCAUCAAACAGAGUUGCUAGUAGAACCGAAAUUACCGAGCGAUCGCCUGCAGGAGGAGGAGGACAGAGAGGAGUCUCGCUGCCAUCAAUCGCCAAUAUGUUGCCCGCUAUUAACAAAAAUCCGAAGUUUUCCACUAUCGUAUCAAGUCGUUCUUCUCAUAGUGAGCACAACGAUUUUUCUUUGCUUCGCCAUGCUUCUGAUGGGUUACGCUCUGGGAAAAUUAAUAAUUCCACAGUCGAUUCCGGAGCCUCCACCUCAACUACCAGACAGAGCUCCCGACGGCUCGAUACUUAUCCCCAGCAAGUAUACGGAAGUGCUGAUAAAUCUUUUGAAUACACUUCAAAGCGACUACGAAUUUGCGUUUCCGAGAAAAUAAACAUGGAAAGUGAUCGUUAUGAUCGUGAAAUGCGCAAUGCUAUUUAUGGCGAAGUUUUAAAUGGUCAAGGAUUCUUUACUCGAAAUGCAAUGGAUUUUUCUACAGUUGCUGACUCUUUAACCUCUCCACAAACAAUAUUACAGAAUCCAUGGCGAAGAGAGUUGUUCCUUAAGACCACCGCUUCCGACUGGCAAAUAAUCAAGAAUCGAGUAUUUGUAGAUCCUGUUGCAAUGGGUUUCGUUCUUCAAUACGAAGACUCAUCGGUUGAAAGUGUGCUCAAGAAACAAACGUCUUUAAAUGGGAAUAACGCUCUUGAAUCUCGCCUAGUCCCAACACUGAGCAAUGAUAAUUGUUAUCUUUCGACAAAAAAAUCAAAUUUGACAACUGCUGACGAAGUAAACGACACUGACGAUUAUUGUCUUCAAUCGGAAUAUCCUGAUAAAUUUGACACCUACUUGAUAUCCAUAGACUCACUGCUUGGAAAUAUUAAGUGGGAAACUGCAUCAGGGGCGUUAUCAUAUCUGGAAUUCUACUAUGCGCUUCUGGACCCGACGUAUCGAACUUUUAUCGAAAAUGGCGAAGUAUGUUCAACCUUGGUGUCAAACACAUUGACAAAUAUCAAUCCAUCGCUGCCGACGAGUUUCUACAAUUUGUCAAAGACACCUCCAAGAACCGUUCCAAAGCAGUCUCAUCCGCGCAACGAUUUGGGCUACGAUUUUCAUCAUGGAAUGACCAUUACUCGUGAAUUGGUUUCGCUUAUUGCUUCAUUUUCAACGCAGAGUUACUGUAUUGCUAAAAAGCACUUAGCUGAUGCGGCUUUUGAUGCUUUUAAAUCAGCAAAAUUUGAAAAGGACAUACUAAACUUUCAAAACGAAAACAAUGCUGACGAUAUUGAUGAUGUUAGCAAAGGAAGCACGAACACCACUGCUGGGGAUGAUGAAAAAUCGUCAAAAACGCAGAUGCGUAAAAGUGCGCGUCUUGAUGAAAAGCGUCGCGAUAAUCAAGUUAAAGAAAUGAAACGACUGGCUUUUGAAGCUUAUUUCGACAUGUGCAACGAUUCAAAAAGAUCCACUGUUGAUGAAGGGGAAAUAGAAGAGCCAACUGUUCCCAUCAACGAGAAAAACUACGAUUACGAUUCAAGCCCUUUCUUUUUAACGUCAAAGUAUUUUGAAGAAACCGAUCUUUUCAAGUAUCUUUCGCUGUUGGGCAAAACCGCAUCCUGUGUCUUUUCGUUUUAUAAACCGUGUCCAUUGUUGCGUCCCGAUGAUGCAGACAGCCAAGAGCUUAUGAAAAACUUCCGCAUGCGUUACUAA
Messenger RNA from Oikopleura dioica, 3885 nucleotides. NCBI's taxonomy places the organism in Eukaryota, Metazoa, Chordata, Appendicularia, Copelata, Oikopleuridae. The record is from the annotation of a GenBank genome assembly.